Messenger RNA from Ceratitis capitata (Mediterranean fruit fly), 1971 nucleotides. RefSeq names its product venom protease. The transcript has 2 exons. The record is from RefSeq and is a predicted model, not a curated record. Bases 477 to 1805 code for a protein of 442 amino acids. Gene Ontology annotation, molecular function: serine-type endopeptidase activity. NCBI's taxonomy places the organism in Eukaryota, Metazoa, Arthropoda, Insecta, Diptera, Tephritidae. Gene Ontology annotation, biological process: proteolysis.
UGUAUAUAAAUUCAAAUUCCGAAAAAAAAGUUAAAAUACAAAGCAAUUUGUACGCUGUGAAGUGCAUCAAAAUCAACAGUUAGUUGCUCGCAUGUCUUGCCACAAUUAGUGGCAUGCAACAAAAUACCAACAAGUGGCUGCAAGCAAGUCAAGAGCACCGUUUUGAUUGCAUAAAAAUACGGCAAAUAGAAAAGCUGAACCUGAAAUACAUGCAACACAAAAAUCUACAACAACAAAGAAAAACUAAGACUACAAAUCACGAAGCAUCACGAAGAAACAACAACAAACACAUAUUUAGUGCAUUUAAACGCAACUAAACACUUCUAAUUGCAUAAUCAUUAAGCACAUAAAUACAUACAUAUUGCAUAAAAGUGCCACAAAGUGCUUUAAGUUAACGACCUGACUGAGUGUGUCCGUGCGCGUGUGUGUGUGUAUGUUUGUGCAUGUGUUGCGGAUAUAUGUAAAGGAGAAAAAAAAUGUUUAUGUUGAAAAUGUUCCAAUUACGUCAAUUACAAUUUAUUCUAAUAAUAAUUUCCUGCCUACUGUUGAACGUUACAACAACUACAACAACAACAGAAGCAAAUACAACAGCAAAAGUAGCAACAGCAUCUACGCCAGUGACAAAACAUGGCUUGGCUGAUGUUGCAACAUCGGAGGCGCCCACCGUCGCCGCAUCCAUCGUAAUUCCCGGAAAAUAUUAUGCCUACACACAACAACACUUUCCAACAGCGAAAAAGGUGCAUGUGUCAGCAACAGCAGCUCGUCAUAAUCAUCAUCAGCAACAAAAACAUUCACAGCAACAAUUGCAACAGGAGCAAAAACGGCAAUAUAAACAUUAUCAACAGCAACAGCAUCAACAACAACAGCAGUAUCGGCAACAACGUGUGGAUGUUGUCAAACCUGCUGCGCUUCCAAGCACCAAAUUGAAUCCCAUCAGAAAUUGGUUUGGCAUAUUUAAUCGGAAUAACGCACAAGCGUCGGCAGCGGCGUCCAUAGCACAUGAUACAACAACAACAACAACAUGCAAUUGCAGAUGUGGCGAGCGCAACGACGAGUCGCGCAUUGUUGGCGGCCAGACUGCCGGUGUUAGUGAGUACCCUUGGAUGGCGCGACUCAGUUACUUCAAUCGUUUCUACUGCGGUGGCACACUGAUCAACGAUCGCUACGUACUCACCGCCGCACAUUGCGUUAAGGGUUUCAUGUGGUUUAUGAUUAAAGUGACCUUCGGCGAGCACGAUCGCUGCAAUGAUAAAGAGCGACCCGAAACACGUUUCGUGCUACGUGCCUUCAGUCAAAAGUUCAGUUUCUCCAAUUUCGAUAACGAUAUCGCCUUGCUGCGUCUGAAUGAUCGUGUGCCCAUAACGAGUUUCAUUCGACCAAUUUGUUUGCCACGCACCUUCGAACGCAAUGAUCUUUUUGUCGGCACCAAAGGUAUAGCCACAGGUUGGGGCACGUUGAAGGAAGAUGGUAAGCCAUCGUGUUUGCUGCAGGAGGUGGAGGUGCCAGUGUUGGAUAAUGAACAUUGCGUCGCGCAAACUAAUUAUACACAAAAGAUGAUUACGAAGAAUAUGAUGUGCGCCGGUUAUCCGGGUGUGGGUGAGCGUGACUCUUGCCAGGGUGACUCGGGUGGUCCGCUGGUGCGUAUGCGUCCUGAUGAUAAACGUUUCGAACAGAUUGGCAUCGUGUCGUGGGGUAAUGGUUGCGCAAGGCCCAACUAUCCGGGUGUUUAUACGCGCGUCACAAAGUAUUUGGACUGGAUAAUGGAGAACUCGAAGGAUGGCUGUUUCUGCGAUGAAGAUGAUUGAAGAUUGCGAGGUCGAGUUGUGAGGGCGUGAAAAGAAUUAACUUAAAAGGUUUUGUGACUCGAUUAUGCUUAAGGGGGUUCCAAAGUAUGGCAAAAAAACGUUUUCGUAAGGGGGUUCAUUUAUUUUGUAGUCGAUUAUUGUGUACUUAAUUAAAAUAAAAUUUUAU